GAUUCUAAGGUGGUGAACAGGGCGGAUAAGGUUUGUUAAUCCACCCUGUUCUCAACUCCAGAGGUACAAUCGUUGUGCCUCGCAUAUCCUGCUGCUGCCCGGCAGUAUGAACCAAUGGCCGGUGUACCCAGCGGAGCCAUUCGCAAAGCUAAAGGGCUCGGACGCGUGACAUUCUCACUGGUGCUCGGAAUUGUUCUGGGUGAGCAUAAUCGACAGCGGGUGGCUGCCGGGAGAUGCCGAAUUCUUCUCGAUCCUUUACAGGCCCUAUUGGAAAGUUUGUUCAAGCUUGAGCACGAAAUCGAGUGCCUUGGCGGGGUUGUCUCGAAGGGGGGAAGGUUGAGUAACUCAAGACUUCGCGGCCCUUAUUGAUUCGACAACUAUCCACAGGCGAGACUUGAAUAAAGUGGAAUUUCGAGGAUGCAAAUCUCGUUUACCGGAAGGCUCUUUUCUUCCAUUCAGGUCAUUAAGAGCUGGCGGCUAGAGCUGUGAGAAAAGGAAUGUCGAUCGGAGAUGCUGUUGGGGGUUUGAGACAACGAGAACCCUAAUUGACUACCAUAUUAAGGGAUAAAUCAUGAUUUGUGUCGGUUCCUAUGCACACGGUAGCUUAACAACUAGGCAAACUCAGCAUUCCUCUGUCGAUGGC
Molecule: messenger RNA, 643 nt
Organism: Aspergillus alliaceus
Lineage: Eukaryota; Fungi; Ascomycota; Eurotiomycetes; Eurotiales; Aspergillaceae
Exons: 2
Coding region: 115-369 (84 amino acids)
Source: RefSeq, a predicted model, not a curated record